UAGAUUCGCCCGUUUAGUCUUACAACAGACGCACGCCUGAACGGUACUGUGUUUUGCUCUUGGCAACCUGGUUUGCUGCGAUUUGCUAACAGUCUCUAGCUUGACACAGCUCACACACCCAGUAGUGCCUUCGAUUCUGUGUUGUUUUGGUGCCUUUGGGAAUUGGCAGUGUUAGUGUGCGGUGGUAGCUUUGUGGUUUUUUAGAGCGUCUUGUGUGCUGUGUGCUCCUGCCCGAAGACUUCACAAUCCCUUCACAAAGAUCGCUCCAAGCAAGUGAGAUAGAGCUGUGAUUUUGGUUGCAAUUUUUGGUGCAGUGAACCCCCAGACCAAAAACAGGUUUACAAACAGGCCUGUUUGUACCGAUCAUCCGAGUGACAGAAAGUGAAAAGCAUCUGCGGCAGAGAGCCAACCAACCCCGGUGUGGUGUGACCCCGAAAUUCAACUAAACCAGCAACAGCAACAACAUGGCCAACAAAUUUGUGUCAGUGCUGAUGGUUUCAUCUUUCCUGCUGGCGGUUAGCUUCGAAGCAGUGAGUGCGCUGAAAUGCUGGCGAUGCUCGUCGGACGCCUCAACGGCCGCCUUCUGUGACGAUCCGUUCACCCAGGACAUCAUUACCGAGCAGCAGAGACGCUGGAGCUACGUCGACUGCAGCUAUCCGCCCCAGGUCAACUACCAAUUCAACCAGGCGAACCAGCAAACCCGGCCGGUCUGCAAGAAAAUGAAGCAAAUCAUUAACGAUCGUGUCGUGGUGUCGCGCUCCUGCGCUUACGAGGACGUCAACACGCCACCCAACUCGUGCCUGAACGCCCAGACGCCCUCCUACAUCAAGACCGAGUUCUGCGAGACCUGCAUCACCGAUGGAUGUAACGGGGCCGCCCAGUACGGACCGGCCGCCCUGAUGAUCCUGAUCAGUGCGUUCGUGGCGAAGCUGCUCGCCUGGUAAUCACGGAACGGGACGGGAUCGUCGUCGUCGUCGUUCUUUUCCAUCCAUCCCUACCCCUCCACCCCACCGAAAUGGUGCUGGCAGAGAGAGGGAGAAAGAGAGAGAGGGAGGCAGUGAAGCAGUGGCAGAGAGUUAGUUACCUUAUCGUCCUACACACACAAAGCUUAGAAUACUAUACCCCAUUCCCUCGGAAUGUUAGUUAUCAGCAAGAAGCUAGGAAGCUGAUUUCGUCCAAUUUAGCAGCUUUUGAGUGGCAUCGUGACACAGGUUCGGUGCGUCCUGCACCAUCUCCACCAACAGCAACAUAAAAAGAAUCUCAUUCGCAACGGUCUUUCUCUCUCUCUCCCUGUCUCUCUGUCCCUCGCCUCUGUGACGGGGGUGUUAUGCCUUAUGCCUUACGAAUUCGGGAGGCGCUUUAAGCGUCCGAUAAGUGUUAAAGUAUUUUUGUCACCAGUAAAAAAAAACACACACACACAAAACACCUCACAGUAAUACUAAACUAUUGAACAAAAAAAGCUACAUGCAAAAUAUAAAUCGGUAAAACAUGAGAAAGAAAGAAGCUAAUUUGUAUGGUACAGUGUUACAAAUAUGUAAGCAUAUGAAGAACCACAAAAACCGUUAAAUUUAAAAGAAAGUAACAAGUAACAAAACACAAUCACAAUUGUGUUGAUUAAAGUAAGGACAGUGCAGUAAUAAGAGCGUUACGAGGAAGUUAAUGAUGUACAAAACCACAAAGAUGAUGAUGCUAGACAGGAUAGACACAACAGGUACCGGAACAUAUCAAUUUGGUAAAUAGCUGCUUCAUCACUAGACCACACCGAACAUUUGCCCUUAAUUAUUAUACAUCUGUCGUUUCACAUCACAAGUGGUGUAAUUUUGCUUAGCUUUAAAGAUGUUAAAUCACGAUUAGAGGAAGCCUUCAUUGUCUCAAGAAUGUUUGUUAAUAUUUGCCAAGCUGUAGGCGAUACUGUAAUACAUUUGCUUUCCAAAAUUCGCUUCAAAAUUUCACAACAACCAACCUUCAAACACACAGGAGCAAAUAUCAAAUUGGAAUUGAAAAUUAAAGAGAAACCAAUUUUUUAUCAGAUGUUAUCAUACACACAUAUAUGCACAAAAUCCACACAUCAUAUUACCAUGCAUCACUUCCGUCAAACGUGUACAUAAUAUGUAGACCGAAAAGGGAUAAUGAAUAAAGCUACACAGAACAAA
This is a messenger RNA of Anopheles coluzzii, 2153 nucleotides long. RefSeq lists its product as uncharacterized. Gene Ontology annotation, biological process: positive regulation of voltage-gated potassium channel activity; regulation of synaptic transmission, cholinergic; sleep. NCBI's taxonomy places the organism in Eukaryota, Metazoa, Arthropoda, Insecta, Diptera, Culicidae. The coding region runs from base 465 to 944 and encodes 159 amino acids. The record is from RefSeq and is a predicted model, not a curated record. The transcript has 3 exons.